Saprolegnia diclina VS20 is the source of this 1177-nucleotide messenger RNA. RefSeq lists its product as hypothetical. The record is from RefSeq and is a predicted model, not a curated record. The transcript is spliced from 5 exons. Bases 47 to 1030 code for a protein of 327 amino acids. NCBI's taxonomy places the organism in Eukaryota, Oomycota, Saprolegniomycetes, Saprolegniales, Saprolegniaceae.
GACUGGAAAGUGCAAAGUGAAACCGUUGGCUACUCGUCGCGUCGCAAUGCAAAAGCGAGCCGAGACGGCGGCGUUGGCGGCGUGCCACUCGACGUUGGCGACGCGCGGCCUUGUGCCCAAAGAUGCGCGGGCAACGUUUCUCGCGGGCUCGGCCGAGCUCAUGGACCACUUGCGCAAGACGAUUGCGGCCACGUACGCGCCAGAGGAGAACGCAGCGCGCGUGCAGGACUGGCGCGACCGCGCGAUGGUCGACUUGCGCAAGAAGACGCUCUCCUCCGACAUGCGCCGCGUCUACGGCGACGUCUUGGACUUGGCGCAAACCAAGAUGCGCGAUCUCCUGGAUGCGACCUCCAGCCGCGCGGUCGAGACACUCUCGCCGGUCGUCGACCACGUUGCAUUCAACCUGCGCCGGCAGUGCGAGUACCUGAAUGCGGCCGUGAGCUUGGACAUUGAGCGCCACACGGACGCUCAGUCGGUGCUCUUCGACGCCAAAGACGAGGAGAUGCACGCGCUACGAAGUGAAAUAACCCGCGUUAACGACCGGCUGCGCGCUCUGGAGGCUACGCAUGACGUCGGCGACGCGACACUCUGCAACGAGCUCCGACAGCGCUGCAAGGACUUGGAAGUGACGCAGAGCGCUCUUCACGGACAAACGCGGGUAGUGGAGACCGCUCUCCACGCAGCGCAACGCACAAUCACGCGCCUCGAGUCAGAGCUGCACACUCUCUCGGCGACGUUUGAGCUCACAAAAGCCAUGUACAAGAAGGAGACGACGCAGCUCAUGACGUCGAUUCGGCAGGCCUCGGUACCAACAACGACAACAACAAUGAGCCCGACGAAGUACGAGCCCAACUCGAUGCGCACACUGAGCUUUGCAGCGCCCGAGUCGCCGACGCGGCCAAAGUCUUCGUCGUCGCCGCGCCGCACAAUGGCGACUGCAGCCCGCUCAGGCACGGAUCCGCCGCCGCGAGGCGCCGUCACACGCCCAUAUGUACUCUGUGCAACGCAGCACACAACCAAUCCAAGCUGAUUAUGCAUGCUCUGACCUACUCUAGUGCAGUACCACUGGUACCCAAGCAGCGUAGCUAGCCCCGAGGUUUGUCACAAGGUGAGUUCGCUCGCUACAGCUCAUAUUGUAGAAUCAAAGCUACAAAAAACUGCAGUCGGUGGUGGGGUG